This is a messenger RNA of Penicillium chermesinum, 1470 nucleotides long. RefSeq names its product BAR and SH3 domain-containing protein. Bases 1 to 1470 code for a protein of 489 amino acids. Gene Ontology annotation, molecular function: protein binding; lipid binding. The record is from RefSeq and is a predicted model, not a curated record. The transcript has 4 exons. Lineage: Eukaryota; Fungi; Ascomycota; Eurotiomycetes; Eurotiales; Aspergillaceae. Gene Ontology annotation, cellular component: mating projection tip; actin cortical patch; medial cortex. Gene Ontology annotation, biological process: plasma membrane tubulation; actin cortical patch localization; endocytosis.
AUGCAGAGCAUGCAGAGGAAGUUUGGUCGCUUGACCACGAAGCGAACCGCAGAUGACAGUCAGGUCUCUGUCCUUCUCAAGGACUUCGAAGAUGCCGAUUUACUACUGGGCAAGAUUGUCGAAUCCACCAAAGCUUGGAAAGAUGCCUGGGUAUCUAUUGCGACUCUCCAGAGUCGCAUGGUCGACGAAUUCGAUGGUCUCUAUGCCCCUAUCCUCGGCUCCUCUGAGCCGACUUCCGCGCGCCAGCCCGUCGAAACAGAUCCUCUCCUCCUGGCUCGCACGAACAGAAUGCGGAAGGAAUUUGAUGAAUUGCGAGAUGACAUAACCGAGGAGCUCAGUGUAGUGGACGACCGCAUGAUCCGACCUGCAGUAUCCGCAAAAGACUUUAUAGCACCUCUGAAGAAGACGAUCAAAAAACGGAAUGAUAAAAAGACGGACUUUGAGCGCUGCCAAAGCCGCGUUGAUGGCCUCAAUCAGAAACUCAAACGCAAUGAUCGUGAUAACGCGGCUCUUGUCAAAGCAGAGGCGGAGCUGGCGACUACAAAAGAUGUCUAUCGAGCUGCUGACGACGAUCUACGAAACCGCCUCCCAACUCUGAUUUCGCUUGUCUUCUCACUAGCUCCCUUCAUUCUGCACGCACAGAUUGAAAUCCAAAACCGGAUGCUCGCCCACUACUACACAGUGCUACACACAUACUGCGAGGAGGAAGGUUUCCCGUCCCCGCCACCCUCAAUGGAUCAAAUCGUCUAUGACUGGGAGAUUGCGCACCAGCCGAUCAGUGACAGGAUCGAAAGCAUGGGCUGCCUUACCCAAGGAAAAGCGAUUCGCCAAGUGCAGCAGAACCAACAGAAGCCCAAGCGUCCCUCUCUCGGUGAACGCAGCAAUACCAUCGCUUCUACUCCUUCCAAUGUCCGGACGGCGCCGCCACCAUUCGGCAUGCCAAAGCCUCCGUUCGCCGCCGAUACACGCCCUGCAUCACCAUCAUCUUCGUAUUUGACUCCCAGAGGAUCUAUAUCGGUCGCUAGCUCAGCCAGUAGCUCCCAUCUUCCGUACGGAGGUGACUUUUAUACGCCCCCUCCGGAAGUUACCCCAAGGGUCGGCUCGGAACCCGAGCAGCCAGCUUCUAAGCCGCUCAGGCCGACGGGACUCACGACAUUCGCACCGGCGGGCCCUAAUGUAGACCAUUUCCGGCUCACCCAUCAGCACUCCGCGCCAGUCGUGCCGACUGUUGAUCCGUUGUUUGCGGCAGCAGUGAGCAAACCGCGUCCACCUCCGCCUCCACCUCCACGGCCAGCCACUGUCCAGUACGUUACGGCCCUCUAUGACUUUGAUGGCCAAAACCAGGGCGAUCUGGUGUUCAGGGAGGGCGAUCGCAUCAAGGUCCUCACGAAGACUGAUAGCACCGAUGAUUGGUGGGAUGGAGAGCUGAGAGGUGUAAAGGGCGCAUUCCCAGCGAACUAUGUAGAGUGA